Messenger RNA from Cylindrotheca closterium, 960 nucleotides. The record is from the annotation of a GenBank genome assembly. NCBI's taxonomy places the organism in Eukaryota, Bacillariophyta, Bacillariophyceae, Bacillariales, Bacillariaceae.
AUGGGAGAUUAUUACGGGCAUGGUGGGGCGGAACCAGCUGCUCCAAAACAGAGACAGCAAAUGGCGGCACCACAAAAAAGCCUUGAUCAAGGCAAGAUUUUUGUGGGCGGUCUGAGCUGGGCCACAACGGAAGAAUCGCUUUCGUUUCAUUUUUCACAGUAUGGUCCUGUUGCUUCUGUUGACAUUAUGAGAGACCGUGUCACUGGAGAUCCUCGAGGUUUUGCUUUUGUUGUCUUUCGAGAGGGUAGUACAGUUGAUCUUGUCAUGAACGAAGCCAAGCAUGAAAUCAAUCAUAAAGUUGUCGAUGUUAAGCGGGCUCAGGCGCGGGGUGUCGCACCUCCUUCAAUUCACAAGAAAGAAGACGAGGAACGUCAAGAGGUUAGAAGCAACAAUAAUCGCCAAGAAGGGAACAGUGGGUCCUCACCCGAACAAAUGGGAAAUAAAGUCUUUGUGGGUGGUAUCCCGCCAAAUGUUGAUCGCGAUGGUCUUCGAAAAAUAUUUGAAGAAUUUGGAGUUGUGGUCGACGCCAUAGUAAUGAUGGAUCAAAACACCAAUCGAUCACGAUGCUUUGGCUUUGUCACUUUUGAAAACGGAUCGAAUGGAGCACAACGGGCUAUCGAAGCACAACCCCUGGACGUUCAAGGACGGCAUGUGGAAGUGAAAUUGGCUACACCCAAAGCUGACCAGCGACGGCAACCGCAAACAGCAGCCGGGUCGAAACAUGUUGGAUUGCGCGCUGGAAUUUCCGCCUCUUCCUCGUCUUCAGAGUAUGCCGGCUUGGCAGUGGCUUAUGGACGAAGUGGAUGGAAAGCGGGAUAUGGAUCCUAUGCAUUUGGAAAAGCUGGGUGGGGUGUUGCUGGAUGGGAAGAUUUUGGAGAAGUCCCAGAAAAGUGCGGUUUUUCAUUUUCGAUACUAAAGAACACAGAUGGUGCCCCACCAGCAAAGAGAGCACGGCAUUGA